GCCGCGCAUGCGCUGCGCGUGUGUCUUUUCCUGAGUAAUCCAACAUGGCCGCGCUCGUGGGUGUCCGUGCGUGUCUCUCCGCGCUCCAGCUGUCCUCCCCGAGUCUGCUGCACAGCUCCUACAAACUGUGUGCAGUUCCUCUCGGCCGGAGGAAUUUCGCCGCAGACGCGAAGAAGGUGUUUUCCCGCGACAAACCUCACGUGAACAUCGGAACCAUCGGACACGUGGACCACGGGAAGACCACGCUCACUGCUGCCAUCACCAAAGUGCUGGCCGAGGCUGGUGGAGCACGCUACAAGAAAUAUGAGGACAUCGAUAAUGCUCCUGAGGAAAAAGCCAGAGGAAUCACCAUCAACGCUUCACAUGUGGAGUACACAACUGCAAACAGGCAUUACGCUCACACUGACUGUCCCGGUCACGCUGACUACGUCAAGAACAUGAUCACAGGCACGGCUCAGCUGGACGGCUGUAUCCUGGUGGUGGCGGCGACGGAUGGUCAGAUGCCUCAGACCCGUGAGCACCUGCUGCUGGCUCGUCAGAUCGGCGUGCAGCACGUGGUGGUGUACGUGAACAAAGCGGACGCCGUGGACGACCCCGAACUCCUGCAGCUCGUCGAGCUUGAGAUUCGAGAGCUGCUCAGCGAAUUCGGCUACGAUGGAGACAACACGCCCGUCAUCUGUGGCUCCGCCCUCUGUGCCCUGGAGAACCGGCAGCCUGAGCUGGGAAUGAACUCCAUCAUGAAGCUGUUGGAGGUGGUGGAUGAGUACAUUCCUUUACCCAAGAGAGAUCUGGAUAGACCCUUCCUGCUGCCCAUUGAGGGAGUCUACUCCAUACCAGGUCGUGGUACGGUGGUGACAGGCACUCUGGAGAGAGGACUGAUCAAAAAAGGAGAUGAAUGUGAAUUUGUAGGACACAACCGCUCGGCCAAGUCAGUAGUCACAGGUAUCGAGAUGUUCCACCAGUCCCUGGACCGUGCUGAAGCGGGGGAUAACCUGGGUGCACUGGUGCGUGGUGUGAAGAGAGAGGACAUGAGACGAGGCAUGGUGAUGUGUAAACCAGGCUCUAUCCAGCCUCAUCAGAAAGUCAAAUCUCAGGUGUACAUACUGAGUAAAGAGGAAGGAGGCAGACACAAGCCCUUCGUCACCAACUUCAUGCCUGUCAUGUUCUCCCUCACCUGGGACAUGGCCUGCAGGAUCCAACUCCCUGAUGGCAAGGAGAUGGUGAUGCCAGGUGAGGACACGUCCCUCACACUGACCCUCAGGCAGCCCAUGGUGCUAGAGAAAGGUCAGAGGUUCACGCUGAGAGACGGGAACAGGACCAUUGGCACGGGGCUCGUCACUGACAUCCUGCCCACUACACCCGAGGACCAGCACAACUGGGGCUGAGACCGAGCGAGGAGGGGGAGGGUUGGGCAAGAGGGGGUGGGGUCACUGCGGGCGGGGCCGGGGCAGGAAGUCAUCCACAAUGAUGUACUGGCUCAACCAUCCAGAGUUUAAUGUUUCCUGCUCUUACACACACACACACACACACACAGAGUUCCAAUUCCACACCCUCAUCCACUCUGAGUUGUGUUUUGGUGAAGGUGAGUCCAUUCAAAACAAUUAGCUUUAAACUGUACCGCUAGUGCUAGCCGAGUCCUUAAUGCCCCUGGAACGUGCUCACUUACUACCUGAGCACUGCUAGCAUGCACAUUCUUCUGCUAAUUAGCUUGCUGUCACUGUUUUUUUUGCCCGUUAUGUUUGUUAGAUAUUUUUAUGCUAACACUCUAGCAGUUUUUUUAAGCUACCUACAGCACUUACCUAACUUGUAAGGUUUUUUGUUUUUUUUUGGCUAAUUAGCUAGUUUGUUGACAUGCUAGCAGAGUGUAAGGCAUCCUGGAGAAACAAGUGUGAUAAUUGAAUGUUGGGCAGCUGAUUAUAUAUAAAUCAGCUUCUCUAAUGCUAGCUUAGCACGGUACAUACAUGCUAAUACGGUUAUGGAAGGGUGUGUCGAGUGAGUGAGAGCAGGAAACGUAGUAAACCCAUCUGGACACUUCAGAUUCUUCUGAUUUCAUCAACCUGGUCUGAAUUAAAACAAGAAGGCUUCUUAAUUUCAGGGUGAGAGGAUGGAGAUGCUGCAUCAUGUACACACACACACACAGUUCCAGGGUUCCCUACUGUCUACUUUUUUGGUUAUGAAAUGUCUAAGUGAUAAUGAAUGUGUCUGAUGUAAUAAAUGUAUUUAAUACA
Messenger RNA from Hemibagrus wyckioides, 2228 nucleotides. It is a transcript of the gene tufm, whose product is annotated as Tu translation elongation factor, mitochondrial. Gene Ontology annotation, molecular function: GTPase activity; GTP binding; translation elongation factor activity. The coding region runs from base 45 to 1385 and encodes 446 amino acids. The record is from RefSeq and is a predicted model, not a curated record. Gene Ontology annotation, biological process: mitochondrial translational elongation. The transcript is spliced from 10 exons. NCBI's taxonomy places the organism in Eukaryota, Metazoa, Chordata, Actinopteri, Siluriformes, Bagridae. Gene Ontology annotation, cellular component: mitochondrion.